UCAAAACACAUUUGCCAGAUUCUUGUAAUUGUUUUUCCAUUUUCCAUGUAAAAACCUUUCAAUUGCCAUGACUUGCCAUAUUUGUAAUGCCGACAUCGUCCAUAUAAAACGUCUCGGCCAAUUGUGUUUGAAAUUAGUCUCAUCUCGGAUAAUAUGGAGGCCAAAUUCAACGCGGGUCACGCUCAACUACGCGGAAUUCCCCAACAUUUGGGCUAUAGGAUUACAAUAAUCUGCACUUAUGGCCUGUUAUGGCUGUUCGCCUUGACACCAUUCAGCAAAAACUCCAUCAUCUAUCUGCUGUACAUUGGCGCUGCCUUUGUUGCCAUUGCGGGAAUUAGCUAUCGCGCCGUUACCCAUCGUCUAAUGAAAGACGACGAUGGUUUAAAUGGAUUUGUGAGCAUCAUUUUGUUUAUGUCGCACAUUUGUGGCCACGUUGUUGUGCUGCUAAAUUCCUGGUCUAUGCGCCAUCUGCGUAUUCCAAUGUACGAUAAAUCCUACUCAAUAACCAUAAAACUUCGUGAGAUUAUACAAAUUCCGUUUCAGACCAAGGUUAUGGUCCAUAAAAUGUUGAGCUUUUCCAUAGCAUUUAGUUGUUUGAUCGUUUUCGGACAUAGUUUGAUUAUUGCCACCACCCUGAAGACUUCAUCGGCAGCUGGAAGUCUCUAUAAAUAUUCGCUGUACAGCUCGUUGGCUUUGCAACUGAAAACUUGGGAGAUUAUAACCAUGAUGAUCCAUGUCAACUAUUAUAUUCAGAUAAUGCGCCAGAACAUCAAUGAAAUGGGUGAACGUAAUAUCAGAAAGUUAUUCUUCAAUGAAAUGGCGAACGCCUUCGCAAACGAGGGGAAAAAGGCUAAAUUCAUAAAUGUCCAGGCCCAUCGCCAGCAGGAGGUGGAUGAAAAUCAAAUUGAAUUACUCAAGGAAUGCUACAGCGAAACCUAUGCUUUGUUUCAAAUCAUCAAUCAGGCCUAUGGCUGGUCUCUCUUGGCCAUCACUGCGGUGUCGUUUGUGGAGUUUGUUUGCAAUUGUUAUUGGGUUCUGUUGGCCCUGAUAACCCAGGCAUACAACUAUUACAGCUUGUUCCAGAAUGGAUGUUUUGCCGUAUUGGCAUUUGUUUUGCUCAGCAUUUUGUGUUGGCUUUGCGAAACGGCCAGUUAUGAGAGCCGUUACAUUGGCUGCUUAAUAUCGAAACUGGUCAAACAACCGCUGGGCAAUAAGCGUUACAAUGAUUUGGUUAGCGAAUUUUCUGUUCAAACGCUUCAUCAGCGUUUCAUUGUGACAGCCAAGGAAUUUUUCGCCUUAAAUUUGGGUCUGUUGGGAAGUAUGGUCGCUGCUAUUGUCACUUAUUUGGUAAUCCUCAUUCAAUUCAUGUUUACGGAAAAGAGCAACGGGGAUUCAAAAAUUUCUAGCAGCAAAUUGGAAACAACAACUAUUGCAAAUACUUUGCUGCUCACAACCUCUGCAUUAAACUCAACUAUAUUGGACAUGUUUGAAAAUAAUAAUUAA
Musca domestica (house fly) is the source of this 1503-nucleotide messenger RNA. Its product is annotated as putative gustatory receptor 39b. The transcript is spliced from 3 exons. Gene Ontology annotation, biological process: sensory perception of taste. NCBI's taxonomy places the organism in Eukaryota, Metazoa, Arthropoda, Insecta, Diptera, Muscidae. Bases 154 to 1503 code for a protein of 449 amino acids. The record is from RefSeq and is a predicted model, not a curated record. Gene Ontology annotation, cellular component: dendrite; membrane; axon.